Messenger RNA from Microdochium trichocladiopsis, 543 nucleotides. RefSeq lists its product as uncharacterized. The coding region runs from base 26 to 448 and encodes 140 amino acids. The transcript has 3 exons. Lineage: Eukaryota; Fungi; Ascomycota; Sordariomycetes; Xylariales; Microdochiaceae. Gene Ontology annotation, molecular function: zinc ion binding; carbonate dehydratase activity. The record is from RefSeq and is a predicted model, not a curated record.
AUUAUUUUUGUUUUUAGUGUCAUGCAUGGAUCCGCGCUGCAGCAUUGAUAAGUUUGUUAGCUUAAAUGUUGGAAGCAAGACAGGCGAAUUGGUCAUGCAGUCUCGGAAUGCCGGCGGGAACAUUCGAUUUGCUAUCCGGGAUAUUCUCUUGAUAGACAGACAGUUUGGCCUCGAUGAAGUAGUCGUAGUCCACCAUACCGACUGCGGCUCCCUAACGUUCACCAACAAGGGGCUGCGCGAUGCCGUCAAGGAAAGAAUUGACUCAGCCCAUUGGGAUGAGGUCGAUAAGAUCGACUGGGGUGCGAACACGGAUAUGGCGGCCAGCGUUAAGGGAGAUCUCGAGUGGCUUCGUGCUACGCCACUGAUUAGGGACGAGCUAAAGCUAAACGCCCGUGGAUUCCUUUUUGACAUCCAAACGGGCGAGGCUGAGGAAAUUAAGCUGGCUUAGCUAUCGUGUAUUCAUGUAGGAAUGCAACGAUAGACAGCAGUUUAAUUAGUUAUUGCGCUCCAGUGUCUCACAGCUGAGCAGGUCAACUAUCACUC